Messenger RNA from Elaeis guineensis (African oil palm), 728 nucleotides. Its product is annotated as FCS-Like Zinc finger 17. The record is from RefSeq and is a predicted model, not a curated record. Lineage: Eukaryota; Viridiplantae; Streptophyta; Magnoliopsida; Arecales; Arecaceae.
UCAUCCCCACUGCUCCCACUCCCCCUCUUCCUUCCUUCCUUCCUUCCUUCCUUCCACCCUCCUCCCCUCCCCUCCUCUCUCUUCUCCCCAAGAUGGUCCCAAGAAACAAGAGCAUCUUCCACCUAGGGGAGGAGGGUGGUGAGGCUACUAGUACCGGAGUAGCCAUUAGAGGGCUCAAGAACUUGACACAAGCAUCCGAAGGACUCGUAGGUCUUCGGAUUCUGAUACAGCACACAGGGCAAGGAUCGAAUAUCGUUAUCAAGUCCACGUUGAAGUCAUGCAGGCCAACAGCGAGGCCUUGCCAAAGUCCCAAGAGUUAUCAGGAGUUGGGCUUCCUAAAGGCAUGCUUCCUGUGCAAGAGGGAGCUAAGCCCACAAAAGGAUGUUUACAUGUAUAGGGGUGACCAGGGAUUUUGUAGUGAGGAAUGUCGUUGCCGGCAAAUUUUGAUAGAUGAAAGAAGAGAGUUUGAAGCAUCUACAAGAGAGAGGCUUGGGGUGUCUCAUCAUCGUCAUGCCGGCUCCAAGGUUCAGGAAUCCGAUCGCCACCGGAAGAUCUCAGCCGCAGCGUAGACAGCCUUGUGAUGAAGAAGCUUGAACCAUAAUAUCCAGUAGUUUUUGCUCCUUUUUUCUUGUUUUUAAUCAGAAAAAAGGCUCUAUGUCCAGCAAGUGUAUUAUAAGAAAUAUGUUGGAAUGGUAUAUAAUAAAAGUGGCUGAUCUUGUUCCUUGAAA